UGCUAUUUUGGAGUCAAAAUGGCGGCUUGUGCAUCUGUUGCGGUGGUCCAUCCCACCUGACUCGAGCGCAAGAUGGCAGCUUCAGUGGAAGACGAGUUUGAAGAUGCGCCCGAUAUAGAGCCGUUAGAGCCGACAUUAAAGAAUAUCAUCGAGCAGAAAUCGCUCAAAUGGAUCUUUGUAGGCGGUAAAGGUGGAGUGGGCAAAACCACAUGCAGCUGCAGUCUGGCAGUCCAGCUAGCGGCGGUGAGAGAGAGCGUUCUCAUCAUAUCCACAGAUCCAGCACAUAACAUCUCUGAUGCCUUUGACCAGAAGUUCUCCAAGGUGCCCACCAAAGUCAAGGGUUAUGACAACCUCUUCGCAAUGGAGAUUGACCCCAGUCUGGGUGUGGCAGAGCUGCCGGAUGAGUUCUUUGAAGAGGACAACAUGCUCAGUAUGGGGAAGAAGAUGAUGCAGGAAGCCAUGAGCGCUUUUCCUGGCAUCGACGAGGCCAUGAGCUACGCAGAGGUCAUGAGGUUAGUGAAAGGGAUGAAUUUUUCAGUGGUAGUGUUUGACACGGCCCCCACAGGACACACUCUUCGUCUGCUCAACUUCCCCACCAUCGUGGAGAGAGGACUGGGCCGUCUCAUGCAGAUCAAAAACCAAAUCAGCCCCUUCAUCUCACAGAUGUGUAACAUGUUGGGCCUGGGAGACAUGAAUGCAGAUCAGCUGGCAUCUAAACUGGAGGAGACGCUCCCCGUCAUCCGCUCAGUCAGUGAGCAAUUUAAAGACCCGGAGCAGACGACGUUUAUCUGCGUGUGCAUCGCUGAGUUUCUCUCUCUGUACGAGACGGAGCGUUUAAUUCAGGAGCUGGCCAAGUGUCGCAUCGACACGCAUAACAUUAUUGUCAACCAGCUGGUUUUUCCCGACCUUGAGCGACCCUGCAAGAUGUGUGAGGCCAGACACAAGAUUCAGUCCAAGUACCUUGACCAGAUGGAGGAUUUAUAUGAAGAUUUUCAUAUUGUAAAGUUGCCUCUGCUGCCUCAUGAGGUUCGAGGAGUGGACAAAGUCAACACCUUCUCCAAGCAGCUGCUGGAACCCUACAGCCCCCCGAAGAAGUGACUUAAAUGAUUUCCACUGAUUAAACCAACGCAUGCACACACACACACACACACACACACACACACCAUCACAUCUCUUCUCCCCUGCUGUUCUCUGCUUUAUAAUCCCUCCGGUAUUCUGCAUCAUCACCUUCAUCCUCAAAUAUAGAAAACCUAAUGAAUGAUUUGGUUCCUGAGUCCACAUCUUAAUACACACUUUCAACUGCCCCCCUCUCUUCUCUCUCUCUCUCUCUCUCUCUCUCUCUCUCUCUCUCUCUGUUUUCCUGGUUAAGUAAUUAUUGAUACCGCCAUGUUUCUCCAGUGGUCUGUAGUUAAUGUCUGCCUAUGAAGCGGCCUGCUCAGAAACAUAAAAAAUAUCUUGAUGGUUUACGUUGCUUCGUGGUGAUGGUAAAUGUGUUAAAGCAUAAGGAAAUCACUCAUUCUUAAUGCGUGUACAAGAAAGAACAUUUGGAUAUAUAUAUAUAUAUAUAUAUAUAUACAGCAGCACAGGAAUGUACACCUGGACUCUGAUUUAACCAGUCUUGAUCCUUGGUUAAACGGGUCUAGGAUCAGCGUAAACGUCUGUCACUGCUUCAGCUUAACCUAGCACAUCUGACUCCGGAUCAGUGACACGGUCAAGCUUUUUUGUCUCAGAUUCUGGUUAAUAUUGAUAGUGUUUAUUUAGCUUCUAUUCAGUGUUGCUGUCUGUGGUUGAGAGUGGCUCCAGUUCUGGGAGAUGGCACAUUGAAACACUGAGUUUGUUAUCUUUAGGAGAUGUUGUUUAAGGAAUAGUUCACCCAUUUAGCUUUUACUAUAGAGUAAAUAAUAAGACGGAAUAUGUUUUUGGAUAAAUUAUUCCUUCAAACUGGUCGCUUUUAAUCCACUGUUAUUUGCAGUGAGGCAAACUGUAAUUACUCUGUACAACAUUGUGAUUACAUUUAUUUAAUUUAAUUUUUGCAGUUUGGUGAAGUGAUGUAUUUAUAUAGACUUGUAAUGAUUAAGUUCAUGCCCGUUCAGUUCUUCUAUUAUAUUACAUUACUAUAAUUUGACUUUUCUGGUUCUAAGACACAGUAUAUAUGAAGAUGCGUUCAGAUCUCUCGUUAUACCGCUCACUUGUUUCUCCGUUCCUCCUAUUCAUUUUUAACUGUAAUAUCCGCAUGGAUCAAAAGGUUGGAGCACACUUACAUCAACACUACAAGGAGAUCAGAUGUCCGUUUAAAGUCACUUUCAGACCCACUGCAACCUUUCAGCCAGCACAACUGUCUCGCAGUAGUAUAACACACUAGUUAUGACAUUUAUCAAGUGUGUUUUCCUGCUUUUUAAGCUGCACAAAUUGUCAGUCCGAGGGAUUUGGAACUUUUAUCAGUCAGUUUUCCUAAAGCUUCUUUCUCUCAACAUGUUACUGCCUUUGUAAACUGGGCUUCUUUUUGUAUGUUUCAAUGCAAAGACUGUAUUAAAUAACUACUUCUUAAAUAACACUAUCCACCAUCUACUGCA
Messenger RNA from Xyrauchen texanus (razorback sucker), 2573 nucleotides. RefSeq names its product guided entry of tail-anchored proteins factor 3, ATPase (gene get3). Gene Ontology annotation, biological process: post-translational protein targeting to endoplasmic reticulum membrane. Lineage: Eukaryota; Metazoa; Chordata; Actinopteri; Cypriniformes; Catostomidae. The record is from RefSeq and is a predicted model, not a curated record. Gene Ontology annotation, cellular component: GET complex. Gene Ontology annotation, molecular function: ATP binding; ATP hydrolysis activity. The transcript has 7 exons. The coding region runs from base 73 to 1098 and encodes 341 amino acids.